This is a messenger RNA of Coffea eugenioides, 2883 nucleotides long. RefSeq names its product protein NETWORKED 1D-like. Gene Ontology annotation, molecular function: actin filament binding. NCBI's taxonomy places the organism in Eukaryota, Viridiplantae, Streptophyta, Magnoliopsida, Gentianales, Rubiaceae. Gene Ontology annotation, cellular component: plasma membrane. The annotation marks the transcript as partial. The record is from RefSeq and is a predicted model, not a curated record. The transcript is spliced from 2 exons.
AUGGGCUCGCUCAUUACUCACUUGGCCGUUCGAUUGGGAUUGCUUGAUCUCGACAAGGAACACAAGUUCGCUCUAGCUCGCGAGAUUGAGCCAUUGGAUCUGCGUAACUUAGAGAGGAUGGAGGUUAUUUUCAAAGUGGGAGAUGUAUACCAGAUAACGCCUCCUGGAGAUGUAUAUGUUCUGUUGGAGAAAUUGUCAAUGCUGGAAUCUGAAAGAGCAUGUGCCCACGAAGAUUCCAAGGGACUCAGUGAACAGGCAAGCCAAGCUCAAGCUCAAGCUGCAACAUUGAAGGAAGCCCUCACUAAGUUAGAAACUGAAAAAGAGGCUAAUCUUUUGCAGUACCGCCAGUGCUUAGACAGGAUAUCUGAUCUGGAGAAAACCAUCUCUCGUGCCCAAGAGGAUGCUGAGGAACAUAAUCAGAGAGUUAAUAAGGCUGAAAUUGAAGCUCAAUCACUUAAAGAUGAACUCACCAAGGUGUCUGCUGAAAAAGAUGCUGCACUUGACCAAUACAUGAGUUCUCUGGAGAUGAUAUCGAACCUGGAGCACAAAUUACAAUGUACUGAAGAGGACAUCAGAAAGUUGGAGCAGCGAGCUGAGAAGGCUGAAAAUGAGGUCGAAACACUGAAGCGAGCUAUUUCCAGCUUGACUCAGGAGAAGGAAGCUGCAGAGGUUCAGUAUCACCAGUGCUUGGAAACUAUUUCUAGUUUAGAGCGUAAUCUCUCUUCUGCUCAGGAGGAGGCUAAACGUCUGAACGUUGAGAUAGAGACUGGAAUUGCCAACUUAAAGGGUGCUGAGGAGCAAUGCCUCCUUUUAGAAAGAUCAAAUCACUCUCUGCAGUCUGAGGUGGAAGUCUUGAUGCUCAAGAUGGGUAAUCAAAGUCAAGAACUUACAGAAAAGCAGAAGGAACUGGGAAGACUUUGGACUUGUAUACAAGAAGAGCGCUUGCGUUUUGUGGAGGCUGAAACUGCUUUCCAGACACUGCAGCAUUUGCAUGCCCAAGCACAGGAAGAACUUCGAUCUUUAUCCUCAGAGCUCCAGAAUAAGGUUCAAAAUCUGAGGGAAAUGGAAACUCAUAAUGAGAGGUUGCAUGAAGAAGUUCUGAAGGUGAAGGAGGAGAAUAAAAGCCUCAAUGAGCUGAGAGUUUCUUCAGCAAUUACAAUAAAAGAUUUGCAGAAUGAGAUAUCUAGCUUAACUGAAACUAAAGGGAAACUCGAGGAAGAGGUUGAGCUUCGACUGGACCAAAGAAAUGCUCUUCAGCAAGAAAUCUACUGUCUAAAAGAAGAACUAAAUGACUUCAAUAAAAAACACUCGUCCAUCGUGGAGCAGGUACAUGCAGUAGGACUGCAUGCAGAUUCAUUUGGAACAUCAGUGAAGGAAUUGCAGGAUGAGAACUCAAAUCUGAAAGACUCCUGCCAGAGGGAAAGAAGUGAGAAGUUAGCUCUUUUGGAAGAACUGGAAAUUCUGGAACAGCUUCUUGAGAAAAAUUCCAUUUUGGAGAAUUCUCUAGCAGAUUUAAAUGCUGAACUGGAAGCUGUUAGGCACAAGAUAACAGCUCUAGAAGAAUCUUGCCAAUCUCUUUUGGAGGAGAAAUCAGCUCUUCUUGAUGACAAGGCAUCAUUACAAGCUCAGCUGCAGGAUGCAAAUCAAAGUUUGGAAAAUCUCUCAGAGAAGAACACUUUUCUAGAGAAUUCCCUGUCUGAUGCUCUUGAUGAACUUCAAGGUUUGAAGACAAAAUCAAGGAGCUUAGAAGAGUCCUGCCAGUUGCUAGUUGAUGAGAAGGCUAGAGUUGUCGCUGAAAAGGAUGUUUUGACUUCUCAACUUGAAAGCACCAAUAUGAGACUAGACAAUCUAGAGAGAAGAUAUGUAGAACUGGGAGAACAGUACUCAGAUCUGGAGAAGGAGAAAGAAUCAUCAGAUUGUAAGUUACAAGAAUUACAGAUUUCUUUGGAUGUACAAAAGCAAGAACAUGCUAGUUUCACCCAUACAAGGGAGAUGCAGUUGGCUUGUUUGGAAAGUGACAGGAGUCUCUUGCAAGAGGAGAUACAUUCCAGUAAGAGAGAAUUCAACAAGGAGCUGGAUAACUCCUUUCAUUCCCACAUUGAAGUCUUUAUCUUAAGAAAAUGUGCUAGGGACCUAGAAGAAAAAAAUUUCUGCCUGUCAGCCAAGAAUCAGAAACUCUUUGAGACAUCUAUAUCAUUGGAGAAGAUGCUUUAUGAGUUAAAGAAAGAUAAUCUUAGCCAAAAAGCUAAGAUUAUCUCCUUGUCUGAUGAAGGCUGCACUCUGAGGAAGGGGAUAUUCCAGUUGCUCAAGGCUCUUGACAUUGUUCCAAUCCAUGAUAGUAGCAAUAGGAGUGGGCAAGACCAAACUUUUCUGAAUCACAUUCUAAGCAAGCUUGAAGGUGCCAAAAAAUCUAUGUAUGAAACUGAAGAAGAAAAUCUGCGACGGUCUGUAGAGUUGUCAGUUCUUGUUGCAAUGAUUGGACAACUAAGGAUUGAUGCACAAAAUCUUGAGUUGGAGAAAUGCAUCAAUGCCCAGGAGUCAAGGAUCAGACAUGAGCAGCUGUUUUCUUUGCAGAAUGAGGCCCUCAAGCUGCAUGAGAUGAAUGAAGAACUAAGAACACAACUAAUAGAGGGAGAUCACAAACAGGAAUCCUUACUAACUAAAGUUUCAGAUUUACAGAAGAAGUUGCAGGAUUUACGAGGGUCUUACCUUGAUUUGCAGAGUGAAAAUUCAAAAACUCGUGAGGAGAAAGGAUCCUUAACAAAGGAGUUCUUAUUGCUGGGGGAAAAAAACGGUACACUGGAAGAGGAAAACUCUGUUGUCUGCAGGGAAAUGCUAUAUCUGGGUCACCUUUCUUCCUUCUUCAGGAGCUGUGUGGAUGAU